Messenger RNA from Esox lucius (northern pike), 2629 nucleotides. It is a transcript of the gene dr1, whose product is annotated as down-regulator of transcription 1. The record is from RefSeq and is a predicted model, not a curated record. The transcript has 3 exons. Gene Ontology annotation, cellular component: negative cofactor 2 complex. Bases 638 to 1168 code for a protein of 176 amino acids. Gene Ontology annotation, molecular function: core promoter sequence-specific DNA binding; general transcription initiation factor activity; protein heterodimerization activity. Gene Ontology annotation, biological process: negative regulation of transcription by RNA polymerase II; chromatin remodeling; RNA polymerase II preinitiation complex assembly. Lineage: Eukaryota; Metazoa; Chordata; Actinopteri; Esociformes; Esocidae.
GCACUGUAGAAAGAUUAUACCGGAUAAGUUCGCAUGCGGUCGUUUCCGGAAGAAUUUCAGAGCAAAAGAAGAGGACCUAACAUAAGAAAUGAAUUAGACAAUUUAACUAGCUAGGUAGCUAGCUCAACCGAUGAAAGAACUGUCGUUUUCAUUCCAGUGUAUAUGGUGUUUUCUUACACAUUUUUUGGGGGAUCAACAUUGCGUUUAGAAAUGAUCCCAUCGCUUGCUAGCCCGUACAGCCAUGUCCUCAAAGCCGCUUCAAAGCAGUGCUAUAGCUAGCUAACGUUCCGAUUGGGACUAUAGCUAACGUUAGCUAGCUAGCUAACGCGCUAGCUAGUUUUCACUUACUAAUACACUGUUGGCGUUUUGUCUUCAUCGUAUUUACAUGGACUUUCCUAUUACACCCCACGUAUCUGCAGUAGCAUUAUAUUAUGCUGCGUGAAUUUUAUUUUUUGUAGCUUGCUAACUAACUUUAUUUUGCAUAGUUUUUAACUUUUAAAAAACAAUUACUUCGAGCCUAGCGAGCUAGUUCGCUAACAUUAGCGUCUAGCCCACGACAUUAAUACAAAGGCCGCUGCCAAAACUAUAAUAUUUUACUAUACUUUUUAUAGCUAACUAGUUAGUUAUCUGAAAUACAAUGGCUUCUUCGUCGGGAAACGAUGACGACCUUACCAUUCCCAGGGCAGCUAUCAACAAAAUGAUCAAAGAAACUUUGCCCAACGUACGGGUUGCUAACGAUGCCAGGGAACUUGUUGUGAACUGCUGCACAGAGUUCAUACAUCUAAUUUCAUCUGAGGCAAAUGAAAUAUGUAACAAGUCGGAAAAGAAGACCAUAUCUCCUGAGCAUGUCAUUAAUGCACUGGAAAGCCUAGGUUUUGGGUCAUAUAUAACAGAGGUGAAGGAUGUCUUGCAGGAGUGUAAAACAGUAGCGCUUAAGAGGAGGAAGGCCAGUUCUCGUUUGGAGAACUUGGGUAUCCCAGAGGAAGAGCUCCUCAGACAACAACAGGAACUUUUUGCAAAGGCUCGGCAGCAGCAAGCAGAACUUGCCCAACAGGAGUGGCUCCAGAUGCAACAGGCUGCAGAGCAGGCCCAGUUGGCUGCAGCGACAGCUAGUGCCGGACAGCAGGCCGGCUCCUCCCAGGAUGAGGAUGACGAUGAUGACAUGUAAUGACAUGGAUUUACCCCGGAGUCUGGGCUUGGCCUGGACAACAAAAAGGCAGGGUUGUGUUCAUUAGGGCACAUGGUAGCAAUACAUUUUGCAACGGAUACUGAAAGCAAGUUUUCUUAUUGGAUGGAUAGAUAGAUAGAAGGCUACCAACCUGUUUUUCCCCUUUUUGUCCUUACUGAACGUGACCCAGGUCAUAACCCCUUUGUUUGGACAGUAUCAGCAAGCAGCCCUCUUGCUAAUAUGAAAUGACCUGAGCAGUGUUGAAGUGAGAUGCACAUACCCCUACCAGACAAGUAUCAGGAGCACACUCUUAUAGCUAUGUUCAAGGUGUAUUCAUGUUUUAUUCUUUUUUGUUUUUGACCGCUAUUCCUAGGAAUAAACAUUUGGAUACAAAUAAAUGUAAGCUUCCUUUUACUUUCCCUAAAUAACCUUUGUUUAACUGAAUGGAUGUGUCCCAAAUGUGCAGUUUGGGUGGAGACCCCAGGAGCGCUAAACCCCCUGAGGUUGAGAUGAGACUGCGUUUGUGUGGAGACUUGGGGGCAGUGGGCACUCGUUACUCUUCACACUUCCAAUUGGAAUUUUCACUUUGUAAAAAUGCUUUGCUCUCUUCUUGUCUGAAUCAGUUUUUCCGUGCGUCCCCAAUGGCACUAUUUAUGUAAUGUCCUACAUUUGACCAGGUCGUGUAGUGCAUUAUAGAGGGAAUAGGGUGCCAUUUAGGACGCAUAUGACAUGUUUCUGAAACACUUUAAGGUGUCAUGAAUAUGUAUUUCAACUUGAUUUGUAAAAUAGGAUGCAAAUUCUUUAUUUUUUAGCUCAGUCAUUACAUGGUAUAAGUAGGUUUCUUUUUUCCCCUUCUGUUCACCUGCAGUAUUGCUAACUCCUUAGCUACUUUCACAAUCGUAUUGACUCAUAGAACCAAAGAUAAAGGCUGCGCGCCAAACAGAACUUUAUUCCCUUUAUAGUGCACUACCUUUAGCCAGAGCCCAGUUGACCCUGUUCGGAGGUUAUGCACUUUAUGGAGAAUAGUGUCUGAUUUGGGCGGCAGCCCCAGGAGAACUAAACACCCUGAGUAUGAAAUGAGCCCAGGUUUAUGUUCCAUGUGUGAGGACUUGGGUGCAGUGGGCACUCAGAUUACUGUUCACAGUGCCGAUAGGAACUUUCACUUUGUAAAAAUGCUUUGAUAUCUUGUCUGAAUCUGUUGGUUUAGUUGCGUCCCAAAUGGCACCUUAUUUCCUUUUAUAGUGCACUCUGUCUGUUCUAUAGUGCUGCACUAUGUAGGGAAGAGGGUGUCAGUUCGGGGCACAAAGUUUUCACCAGUGCGGUGUGAAAAUGUUGCAUUGUGAAUGUGUGGUGACUUCUCUAAAAAUGUAAAAAUUGGUAACCUUUAGUUGUGAUACACAUUCACAUGCCUUCUAUAAAGUUGUAUUCUUUAAGCAAUAAAGUCAACAUGUUUUAUAGAGA